GACGCAGCAGGGGAGAAUGAAUUCAAAUUGAUGCUUAAUGAAUAUGAAUCUAUUGACGUUAUUCAUCGUGCACCUAUUCCACAACCAGCCCGACUCCUUCCCGUUACCCUUCCCUGUAUCAGUGAAAUAAAAUCCUGCUUAGUGAAAAAUAGCAUCGAUACUCGCUGCUUGUUUCUCGGUUUGAUGUUAGUCACCUUUCAGCAACUAACGGGAGUAAAUGUAAUCUUUUUCUACGCUGAAUCUAUCUUUAAUCGGCUUGGUUCGGAAAAUUCUUCGAGGCAGGCUGCGUGGCUGGGUUUCGUCCAGGUUUUGUGCACUGUCGCGGCGACGAUCGUCGUUGAUCGCUUGUCAAGACGCAUUAUGCUUGUAGCUGGUUCCGUUAUAAUGGCGAUUGGACUGUCUGCUUUGGGUUUCUUGAUCCUGGUAAGCUCAAAAUAA
Protopolystoma xenopodis is the source of this 438-nucleotide messenger RNA. NCBI's taxonomy places the organism in Eukaryota, Metazoa, Platyhelminthes, Monogenea, Polystomatidea, Polystomatidae. The record is from the annotation of a GenBank genome assembly.